UGUAGUUAAAAAUCUGGCUGCUGUGAGUGACUUAAAUGUGAAAAAUGGAGAACACUGAGAUUUUUAAAAAACGGGCCGGAACAACCGACAAAGGCAGAGAUUAUGAGGAUGUGGUUCUCGCCAAUGUUGUACUAAGGCUAUUAAACGACCCCAGAGUAAAAACGUUCCAGAUCUCAUCAAACGAUGAAGAUUUUGGGGCGUUUGAUGAUCUGGUCGUUAAGCUUGCGUCGGAUAAGGAAAACGACAUUCGGGUUAAAGCGGUGCAGUUAAAACACACCGAGAGGAAAGUACUCUCUCUAGAAAAUUUGCUAACCGUAAAAGGAGACUUCAGUAUUAAAAAAUACUACAAAAGUUACACAGAAAUUAAGAAGCAAAUAGAUGAACUGAUUUUGUUCACAAACCGCCCGUUUAACCCUCCCGACAACGCAACCUUCCAACUUGAGGGCGAAGGAUUUUACGUAAAGCUUAUUAAAAGAGAAGUUAACUCAGACAUUUCAGAAAAUAUUAGUCAUGUUUAUCAAUUUGAAAUAGUAGAUGAUGAAUCGACAGUGGAGAAUUUUAAAAAAUAUCAGGAAUUUUUUCACAAGUUUUUUCUCUAUACCGACCAAGAAAAUUGUGAUACUCUAAAAAAAAUAACCGCUAACAAAUUCAAAACAACAUAUUGUUCAGAUGACGAAACAUUCGGUAAAUUUCUCAAAACAGUUGCUGAAUGGAACGUCCAAGAUGGGAAGAAAGAAAAGAUAGAUAAAGACUGGACGCAGCUGGUACUUGCGUUACAUCUUCUGUGCACUCAUACUGAGUCUCUAUCUUUCGGUCCAGUUAAUGAGAAAAUGAAAACUUUUCGGGAAGCGAUUUCCUUCUUUGAUGUCACACUGAUUGAGGACAAUUCGGUCGAAACGGUUAAGCAACUGUGGGGUGAUGUUGGAAAGGAAAAAAGUAUUGACUUUAAGGAAUUAAAUAAAGUUAGAAGGAGAUAUCUACCUACUCUCGCACAUAUUAAAGCCAACGACAUUGGCACCAUAGAUCCCAAAGCCUUUACUCAACUUUUGUGGGUAAUGGACGAAUGUCCAUUAAUUUUACGUGAAUGGGAAAAAAUAAAAAAUAUUAUACAGCUGUGUCCCGACAAAAAAUUCGUUUUGGUUGGCGGAACUAGAGAUGAGGAAUGGGUGAACAAGUAUACCGUGUUCCAAAAUCUGUCAGACUUGAGUUUGAAGCUUCGUAAAGAUUUAAUGCAAAAUUUUACCAUUUCGAUUCAGGGAAAGGGCGAACUUGAUCUUGUAACAUCUUUUGGCAGCAAUGAAGAUAUUUUCAAAAAUGUUUCAACUGAUACCCUCGUCGAAAUGCUGAACGGUACAUGCUGCAUAGGAGGAACAAAAGAAACGCUAGCCCAACCUUAUAUAGAACGCUAUAUUUCGCGAAAUGUCGUUGAUAAUACAUAUUUAGAAAAAGUUCACGAAAACACAAUUAUUAUUCUAAAUUCUGCCAAUAAUUUAGACAAAGUUAAAAGCAAACUCGAUAAAUGUGAAUUAAUUGACAUUAAUAACUUCUUACUGAAAAAAAAUCAGAAUGGCGAAAAUCUAACAAAUAAUGACUUUAACGUUAAUGAAUCUAACUUUAAUGACAAAAAUUACGUAGGUAACAGAAAAAAUAAUAAGUUAGAUUCUAAUCUAAACGACAAUAAAUAUAAUUCUCGUUUUGAUAAAUCAAGUUUUGCCAACACAGUUUACAUUGGUACUAGGCAUUAUAAAAAUUCUGAACUUCAACAAAUUUAUAACGAGCAGAAAAUAACAAAACAAUUUCAUUAUUUUAAAAUUUUGAAUGACGGAAAUUUGGAAUGGCUUUUUAGCAAAGGUGAUGUUAGUGAUGUAGAGUCUUACAAAUUGCCUGACGCAUAUCCUACCGAAGAAAAUGACUUGUGGUCUUCUCGGUUAGAUUAUAACAUCAAUCUUAUAAUUGGAGAACCGGGAAUGGGCAAAACCGAGUUAAUGAAAAGCUUAAAAAAUAAAUGUUCUCGCGAGUAUUGGACAGUGUUAAUUAGUCCCAAGGAUGUUAAUUUAUUUUUUCGCAAUCCUGAUUUCUCUAAAACGGAAAAUUGUUCAGAUUUAUUUGUAAAAUUCAUUACCAAUAAAAAAUAUGAGUCGCUCAACACACUAGAUCUAAUGUUUUUCGAGAUGUGCUUAAAGAAAAACAACGUAAUUUACGUGUGGGACGCACUCGAUGAAAUCCUUAAUAAGAAUUUAGAUGCUGCUUUAAAUAUAAUUCACGAUCUUUCAACGAAAGGGUUCCGUCAGUGGGUUACAAGCAGACGACAUUUAAAAUCAACUCUAGAAAAUAAAUUCAAUUUGUUGUCGCUUAGUAUAAAUCAGUUUAACGCACAAGAACAAGAAAAAUAUAUCAGAAAACGUCUAGAACCUAUUAAUUCAAAACACAGUAUUGACGUAACGCUGGAAAAAAUUAACUCUUCUUUUGCAAUUGUAGAACACAUAGAUAUACUAGGUAUCCCUCUGCAAAUAUUCAUGCUUACUGAACUCUUUCGUCAAAAUAGCGAAAAAUAUUUGAAACUAAUGGACAACACAUUCGUCUUGACUGACCUUUACGAAUAUUUUAUUCAGGAAAAAUUUUAUAACUUUUACAAAUACAAAAUGGGAUACGAUUUAGAAAAUCCUACAUUGGAAGAUGAAGUCUGUGAAAAAAAAAGAAAGGCUUCAGAGUGUUACGAAAGUGUGUCCUUUACAGUAAUGUUUGACGAAGAAAUUAUGCAGCGACUAAAUAUUAAUUACGAAAAAUCCAUAAAAAAACUUGUACGAAAGUAUGCAUCUGUGGGUCUUGUUAAUGACUUUGAAAAUAAUGUUCCACGUUUUGUGCACAGUUCCUUCGCUGAAUAUCUAGUUGCUAGAUACUUUUCAAAAAAUAUUAAUAAUUUUAAGGACACAAUUGCGGACUUGUUGUUUGACGCAAGGUAUAAUCACGUUCGAUUCUUUUUCGACAUGUUGUUGGCUAAAAACUCAAAAGCUCACAUAGACAUAUUGUAUAAACGUUACGAGCUACUUAAAUUGUACGACGACGAAAUUUUAAAUCGCAAAGAUAAAGGGGGAAGAAGUGCUUUACACUUAAUUUCGUCAUGGGGGCAAAGACAUCCGCGUGUGAAAGUAACACACGUAAAGAACAAGUGUAUUGUGCACGAAAAUAGCAAUUUCGAUAGAAAAGCGGAAACCAAAAUAUAUUUUGAAACGAUGACGUAUUUGCAAAAUACGAAUGAUGUUGGCGAACGUGAUAUGUUGUUAAAUGCAACUCCUUUGUCGUAUGCCCGAAAAAGUGAGAGCCUAGGAGCGCAAAUACAAUUACUGCAAACAAAAAAACAUGAAUUGAGACAAUCUCCUGAUGACAUAAUUAACGUUAUAUAUUAUUCUGCUUUACUGGGUUACGAUGACUUGUGUAAACACUUCACAGUGGAAGAGUUGAAUAAUUUUUUGUGCGAGAUGGAAAUUGUUACCGCAGAAAAUUAUGAAACACCUCUGUGGCUGGCCUGUCAAAAUGGUAAUAUAAAAAUCGUUGAGUAUUUUGUAAGAUGUGGUGUCGACAUCAAUUGUGUUACUACAUUCGGUGCAACACCACUUUACAUAGCUUCUUUUAAGGGUCACGAAAAAGUUGUCGAAUACUUGGCGACAGUCGGCGCCGAAAUCAAUUACGCUGAUAAAAACGGAGUGACACCACUUUUCGUAGCUUCUGUAAUGGAUCACGAAAAAGUUGUCGAAUACUUGGCGACAGUCGGCGCCGAAAUCAAUCGCGCUGAUAAUAACGGUUGGACACCACUUCACUCUGCUUCACUAAACGGUCACGAAAAAGUUGUCGAAAACUUGGCGACAGUCGGCGCCGAAAUUAAUCGCGCUACCAAUGACGGUUGGACACCACUUUACGCUGCUUCACUAAACGGUCACGAAAAAGUUGUCGAAUACUUGGCGACAGUCGGCGCCGAAAUCAAUCGCGCUGACAAUGACGGUCGCACACCACUUAUCACAGCUACUUUUAAGGGUCACGAAAAAGUUGUCGAAUACUUGGCGACAGUCGGCGCCGAAAUCAAUCGCGCUAACAAUGACGGUCGCACACCACUUUUCACAGCUUCUUUUACGGGUCACGAAAAAGUUGUCGAAUACUUGGCGACAGUCGGCGCCGAAAUUAAUCGCGCUGACAAUGACGGUUGGACACCACUUUUCGUAGCUUCUGUAAUGGGUCACGAAAAAGUUGUCGAAUACUUGGCGACAAUCGACGCAGAAAUCAAUCGCGCUGAUAAAGACGGUGCGACACCACUUUACAUAGCUUCCCAAGAAGGUCACGAAAAAGUUGUCGAAUACUUGGCGACAGUCGGCGCCGAAAUCAAUCGCGCUCAGAAUGACGGUUGGACACCACUUCACAUAGCUUCACAAAACGGUCACGAAAAAGUUGUCGAGUACUUGGCGACAGUCGGCGCCGAAAUCAAUCGUACUAAUAAAACCGGUGCGACACCACUUUACGUAGCUUCACAAAACGGUCACGAAAAAGUUGUCGAAUACUUGGCGACAGUCGGCGCCGAAAUCAAUUGCGCUGAUAAAAACGGAGUAACACCACUUUACGUAGCUUCUCUAAUGGGUCACGAAAAAGUUGUCGAAUACUUGGCGACAGUCGGCGCCGAAAUUAAUCGCGCUAACAAAGACGGUUGUACAGCACUUCACGCUGCUUCACUAAACGGUCACGAAAAAGUUGUCGAAUACUUGGCGACAGUCGGCGCCGAAAUCAAUCGCGCUGGUAAUGACAGCUGGACACCACUUCACAUAGCUUCACUAAACGGCCACGAAAAAGUUGUCGAAUACUUGGCGACAGUCGGCGCCGAAAUUAAUCGCGCUAACAAUCACGGUUGGACACCACUUUACGCUGCUUCACUAAACGGCCACGAAAAAGUUGUCGAAUACUUGGCGACAGCCGGCGCCGAAAUCAAUCGUGCUAAUAAAACCGGUGCGACACCACUUUAUGUAGCUUCACAAAACGGUCACGAAAAAGUUGUCGAAUACUUGGCGACAGUCGGCGCCGAAAUCAAUAGCGCUGAUAAAAACGGAGUGACACCACUUUUCGUAGCUUCUGUAAUGGGUCACGAAAAAGUUGUCGAAUACUUGGCGACAGCCGGCGCCGAAAUCAAUCGCGCAGAGAAUGACGGUGCAACACCACUUUACGUAGCUUCACAAAACGGUCACGAAAAAGUUGUCGAAUACUUGGCGACAGUCGGCGCCGAAAUUAAUCGUGCUAACAAUGACGGUCGCACAUCACUUUUCAUAGCUUCUUUUACGGGUCACGAAAAAGUUGUCGAAUACUUGGCGACAGUCGGCGCCGAAAUUAAUCGUACUAACAAUGACGGUUGGACACCACUUCACGCUGCUUCACGAAACGGUCACGAAAAAGUUGUCGAAUACUUGGCGACAGUCGGCGCCGAAAUUAAUCGUGCUAACAAUGACGGUCGCACACCACUUUUCACAGCUUCUUUUACGGGUCACGAAAAAGUUGUCGAAUACUUGGCGACAGUCGGCGCCGAAAUUAACCGUGCUAACAAUGACGGUUGGACACCACUUCACGCUGCUUCACUAAACGGUCACGAAAAAGUUGUCGAAUAUUUGGCGACAGUCGGCGCCGAAAUUAAUCGCGCUAACAAUGACGGUUGGACACCACUUCACGCUGCUUCACUCAACGGUCACGGAAAAGUAGUCGAAUACUUGGCGACAGUCGGCACCGAAAAGUCUGUAAAUGGUUAUCGUAUCCGGAAACAAUAAUGGGUGUAUGUUUUAUUUUGAAAGCAGAUACCUACUAAUGUCGUGAAAAUUUUGACAUCGUCAAUUUGCAGCCAAUAUUUUGUCCGUCCUUAACACAUAACACGCCGACAAGGUAAAUUUGAAAAUUAUUAAACACUUUAGUUGUCAAAAGUAGUGUAUGUAGAGUCGAAGUCCAUACAAAAUAUUAAUUAAUUAACAGAAUCCCAUGCACUUGUAAUAUUAAUUUCUAGUGGAAAAAUAUUUUAACAUAUCUGGCUAGAAUUUGAACAUGGCUUGAGACAGCUCGCCAUACAUCAGUAUGCUUGGUUUUCCACAAAGAAUAACCCCCAUUGUAGUUAAAAAUAGAAAACUAGGGAGCAUAGCACCAAUUUAAAUAUUUGCGACAAAUCAAACGUAUCUUAUACCCGGACAAAUGUAUUCACUCAUUCCAGUAUCAUUGAUUAUAAGUUGCGAUGUUAACUGACAAAUCAAGCGUAAUACUGACAAUCCUUCUAUAUCACUUCAUCACGUUUGCUUAGUCCUCUGUCUCCAAUAAAAAAUUGUAAUCGAUUAUCUGCAGCGUAUGCAUUAUAAUUGUUGAUUUUAAACAAAAACAUGGAAAAGUUAUUAAUGUCGCUUACAAUCGCCAAUAAAACAAAAUUUUUGUAAAAAACAUAAGUACAUAACUAUUGCGUUUGCUCUAUUAUUGAACAAGAAGAACUCCAUGCAUGGUACCGUUUAGUAUUAUCUACAAAGUAGCUGAAUCGAUUUGUAAGAAAAUUGAAAAGAAGGAAAUGACAAUAUCACAAUUAAAUAAUGGAAAUAUUUUGAGGACUCUUUCUUUCAGAACAUCCUAAAUUACUGGUUGCCAAUGAAUAAUUCAGCUUAUUUAUAUAAUCUACGUUAAGUAUAUUACGAAAUCCAACACAAUAAUGCGAAAUAACGAAGCAUUCUAACAAAGUUGGAUGUGUUAAUCGGAAUUCUCGAUAAAACUCUUACAAAUUUUUAUCAAAAGGGUAAGAACUGAUGAUUCUUUAUUAUGUUGACAGAGAAAUUACCGGAAGAUUGAAGUACUUAGCAGCCCUAGCAAUAAGCGUACCAAUUUUAAGCAGUCGGGGACAUUUCUCAGAAAAUUCAUAAACAUCCAGCUUAAAACAGGCAUCAUCUUUUGGGAGACCAUCCUGCGAAUUUCUGUUUCUAUAAAAAAUUCUGGCUUAAGAGAAUUUUUUUUGUUCUAAGUGUCAUGCAUGUCCAAAAAUGUAGUACGCCUUCUUUAAUGUUACACAAAAUUUAUGACACGAUCUUACGAAGGAAACAUGGUCUCAACGGAGUUGAACGAUUUAUUAAAAGAAAAAUGAAAUUUCAGCAACAGCUACACAUGUUUUUUGAUGUAUUUUCGGACCGUGACAAAUGCACAACGUAGUGUUUGGGGUUUGGUCUGGACAAAUUUUCUGAUGAAGAAGAUCUACUGAAACCUAACGAUGGCUUCCCAAUGGAAUCGUCUUCGAAAAGCAUUAAAAAUGUUAAGGAUUUUUGAAACUGGCAGAGGAAUCGAAGAAAAACCUAUACUCAAAACGCCCCAUCAGUCGAAUCCACAAGAAAGUCAAAUAUGUAUACAAAAGUGUCCUACGUAUAUGUAAAAAAUAUAUAUCUUAACUUAGUGGUAUACUUAUGUUAAAAAGCAUCUUCGAAAAAUAUCUGUGUUUAAUAUAGUUAGAUAUGUGCAAUUUUUCUAAUUUUAGUAACAACACUACUGCCAUCUUUAUUAAAUUUGUUAUAAUUA
Zophobas morio is the source of this 7557-nucleotide messenger RNA. RefSeq lists its product as uncharacterized. Gene Ontology annotation, biological process: regulation of barbed-end actin filament capping. Gene Ontology annotation, molecular function: protein binding. The coding region runs from base 45 to 5795 and encodes 1916 amino acids. The transcript is spliced from 7 exons. The record is from RefSeq and is a predicted model, not a curated record. Gene Ontology annotation, cellular component: nucleus; cytoplasm. Lineage: Eukaryota; Metazoa; Arthropoda; Insecta; Coleoptera; Tenebrionidae.